Messenger RNA from Amphiprion ocellaris (clown anemonefish), 4954 nucleotides. RefSeq names its product aldolase a, fructose-bisphosphate, b (gene aldoab). The transcript has 25 exons. Bases 17 to 4588 code for a protein of 1523 amino acids. The record is from RefSeq and is a predicted model, not a curated record. Gene Ontology annotation, biological process: glycolytic process; proteolysis. Gene Ontology annotation, molecular function: fructose-bisphosphate aldolase activity; serine-type endopeptidase activity. Lineage: Eukaryota; Metazoa; Chordata; Actinopteri; Pomacentridae.
GGCACAAAGUCACACAAUGGCUUUGAGGAGAAGGAUGUUCGUUUUGACUCUGGUGAAUCUUCUGUAUGCUGAAACACAUGCUCAACUUGAUGUAUGUGGCACUGCUCCACUCAACACCAGGAUAGUUGGAGGUGAAGAUGCUCCAGCUGGAAGUUGGCCCUGGCAGGCCAGUCUGCAGAGAUUUGGCAGCCAUGUCUGUGGUGGUUCCCUCAUCAACAAAGAGUUUGUGCUGUCAGCUGCUCAUUGCUUCUCUAGCUCAGAUCCAGAUGGUUGGACUGUUGUGUUAGGUCGGCAAAACCUGCAGGGUGAAGAUCCAAAUGAAGCAUCCAGAAGUGUUGCUGAAGUAAUCUUAUAUCCAAGCUACGAUAGCGACACCAGCGACAAUGACAUUGCUCUGCUCAGACUCUCCUCACCAGUCCAGGUCACAGACUACAUCAGACCUGUGUGUCUGGCAGCAAGUGACAGUGUGUUCAACAACGGCACUGAUAGCUGGAUCACUGGCUGGGGUGCAGUUGCAGAGGAUGUGUGGUUACCAUCCCCUGAAACUCUACAGGAAGUGGAGGUGCCAGUUGUGGGAAACAGACAGUGUAACUGUCUGAAUGGAGUCGGCACAAUCACAGACAACAUGAUCUGUGCUGGUGUUCUGGCAGGAGGCAAAGACUCAUGUCAGGGAGACUCAGGAGGUCCAAUGGUGAAUCAGCAAGGCUCUGUGUGGGUCCAGUCUGGAGUUGUUAGUUUUGGUUUUGGCUGUGCUCGACCCAAUCUGCCAGGAGUCUAUGCCAGAGUGUCCCGUUACCAAACCUGGAUCAACUCCCACAUCAUCUCUGAUAAACCAGGCUUUGUCCAGUUCACAUCCAGUGGGCUGGAUGCUGACAGCAGCUACAACUGUCCUGGCCUGCCACCUCCUGUUGUUAUUCCUACUGAUAGUACUGCUACUGGGACUGAAGAACCAACCGCAACCACAGAUUCAACAUCUUCUGUAUCAAGUGCAGAAUUGUGUGGCAUCACUCCUCUGAACACCAGGAUAGUUGGAGGUGAAGAUGCUCCAGCUGGAAGUUGGCCCUGGCAGGCCAGUCUGCAGAGAUUUGGCAGCCAUGUCUGUGGUGGUUCCCUCAUCAACAGAGAGUGGGUGAUGUCUGCUGCUCACUGCUUCUCCAGUCCAAGUACAAAUGGAUGGGAGAUUUCUCUUGGACGUCAGAACCUGCAGGGUGAAAACCCAAACGAAGUGUCCAGAACUGUCAACAAGAUCAUUUUGCAUCCAAGCUACGAUAGCGACACCAGCGACAAUGACAUUGCUCUGCUCAGACUCUCCUCACCAGUCCAGUUCACAGACUACAUCAGACCUGUGUGUCUGGCAGCAAGUGACAGUGUGUUCAACAACGGCACUGAUAGCUGGAUCACUGGCUGGGGUGCAGUCCAGGAGGGAGUGUGGUUACCAUCCCCUGAAACUCUACAGGAAGUGGAGGUGCCAGUUGUGGGAAACAGACAGUGUAACUGUCUGAAUGGAAUCGGCAGAAUCACAGACAACAUGAUCUGUGCUGGUGUUCUGGCAGGAGGCAAAGACUCAUGUCAGGGAGACUCAGGAGGUCCAAUGGUGAAUCAGCAGGGCUCUGUGUGGGUCCAGUCUGGAGUUGUUAGUUUUGGUUUUGGCUGUGCUCGACCCAAUCUGCCAGGAGUCUAUGCCAGAGUGUCCCGUUACCAGACCUGGAUCAACUCCCACAUCAUCUCUGAUAAACCAGGCUUUGUCCAGUUCACAUCCAGUGGGCUGGAUGCUGACAGCAGCUACACCUGUCCUGGCCUGCCACCUCCUGUUGUUAUUCCUACUGAUAGUACUGCUACUGGGACUGAAGAACCAACCGCAACUACAGAUUCAACAUCUUCUGUAUCAAGUGCAGAAUUGUGUGGCAUCACUCCUCUGAACACCAGGAUAGUUGGAGGUGAAGAUGCUCCAGCUGGAAGUUGGCCCUGGCAGGCCAGUCUGCAGAGAUUUGGCAGCCAUGUCUGUGGUGGUUCCCUCAUCAACAGAGAAUGGGUGAUGUCUGCUGCUCACUGCUUCUCCAGUCCAAGUACAAAUGGAUGGGAGAUUUCUCUUGGUCGUCAGAACCUGCAGGGUGAAAACCCAAACGAAGUGUCCAGAACUGUCAACAAGAUCAUUUUGCAUCCAAGCUACGAUAGCGACACCAGCGACAAUGACAUUGCUCUGCUCAGACUCUCCUCACCAGUCCAGUUCACAGACUACAUCAGACCUGUGUGUCUGGCAGCAAGUGACAGUGUGUUCAACAACGGCACUGAUAGCUGGAUCACUGGCUGGGGUGCAGUCCAGGAGGGAGUGUGGUUACCAUCCCCUGAAACUCUACAGGAAGUGGAGGUGCCAGUUGUGGGAAACAGACAGUGUAACUGUCUGAAUGGAGUCGGCACAAUCACAGACAACAUGAUCUGUGCUGGUGUUCUGGCAGGAGGCAAAGACUCAUGUCAGGGAGACUCAGGAGGUCCAAUGGUGAAUCAGCAAGGCUCUGUGUGGGUCCAGUCUGGAGUUGUUAGUUUUGGUUUUGGCUGUGCUCGACCCAAUCUGCCAGGAGUCUAUGCCAGAGUGUCCCGUUACCAAACCUGGAUCAACUCCCACAUCAUCUCUGAUAAACCAGGCUUUGUCCAGUUCACCUCCAGUGGGCUGGAUGCUGACAGCAGCUACACCUGUCCUGGCCUGCCACUUUCCACAACAGUUUCACCCACAACACCAUCCACUCCUUCUCCUCCUACUUCUCCUAUUACUCCUCCAGCAACUCCUUCAAGGCCAGUUUGUGGCAAAGCUCCUCUGAACAGUCGUGUUGUAGGUGAUCGUGGCAUUGUCACUGGAGGAACCUGGCCCUGGAUGGCGAGUCUCUACAAAAAUGGGGUCUACACAUGUGGAGGAACUUUAAUUGCUAACAAAUUUGUGCUCACCACUGCCCUGUGCUUCUCUACUUCCAAUCCUGAUGUCCGUGAGUGGAGAGUGUCUGUGGGUCAGCGACUUGUGAACGGAUUUGAUGAAUUUGAGAUGUCUUUGGGUGUUGUACGCAUUAUAUUGAGUAAAUUGCCUGGGUUCAAUAUUGCACUGCUGGAACUGGGAGAACGCGUCAACUUCAGUAAUUAUAUCCAGCCUGCAUGUUUGGACGUUAACAAUGUCAGAUCCUUCCCUGUUGGGACUCCGUGUUGGGUGGCAGGCUGGGGCACUGGCAGCAAGAACAGAGACAUUGGUAAAGCUGGUUCAACUCUUCGAGAUCUUGAAACUCAAGUGGCAAGUUGUGGGAAUGCUUCUGACACAGAGAACAUUUGCACUUCCAUCAUGGACCUUCAACAGGGAGAUCAAGGUAGCCCUCUGCUGUCUGGGCAGCUGAAAUGUGAGGGGUCACAAUGGGAGGAUAAAUACAAGGGCCAGCAGGCUGCAGGGGUGUCGCAGACGAAGGCCGGAUCUGCUCCUUCCCUCUCUCAGCUCUCCUCUCAAACUCAAAGAGUCAGGAUGCCUCACUCAUACCCCUUCCUCACUCCUGAGCAGAAGAAGGAGCUCAGUGAUAUUGCUCAGAGGAUCGUCGCUCCCGGCAAGGGAAUCCUCGCCGCAGACGAGUCCACCGGCAGCGUUGCCAAGCGCUUCCAGAGCAUCAAUGCUGAGAACACUGAGGAGAACAGGAGGCUGUACCGCCAGCUCCUCUUCACCGCUGACGACCGCGUCAACCCUUGCAUUGGUGGCGUCAUCCUCUUCCACGAGACCAUGUACCAGAAGACCGACGAUGGCAAGCCCUUCCCACAGUACCUCAAAGAAAGAGGCAUGGUGGUAGGCAUCAAGGUCGACAAAGGUGUUGUCCCCCUGGCCGGAACCAACGGCGAGACGACCACCCAGGGUCUUGAUGGACUGUAUGAGCGCUGCGCCCAGUACAAGAAGGAUGGUGCUGACUUCGCCAAGUGGCGUUGCGUUCUGAAGAUCACCCCAACUACUCCCUCCAAGCUGGCCAUCCUGGAGAACGCCAACGUCCUGGCUCGCUAUGCCAGCAUCUGCCAGAUGCACGGCAUCGUCCCCAUCGUGGAGCCUGAGAUUCUCCCCGAUGGCGACCACGACCUGAAGCGCUGCCAGUACAUCACCGAGAAGGUCCUGGCCGCCGUCUACAAGGCCCUGUCCGACCACCACGUCUACCUGGAGGGCACCCUGCUCAAACCCAACAUGGUUACCGCCGGACACUCCUGCUCACACAAGUACAGCAACCAGGAGAUCGCCAUGGCAACUGUUACUGCCCUGCGCCGCACCGUGCCCCCUGCAGUUCCUGGCAUUACCUUCCUGUCUGGUGGCCAGAGUGAGGAGGAGGCCUCUGUCAACCUGAACGCCAUGAACCAGUGCCCUCUGCACAGACCCUGGGCCCUGACCUUCUCAUAUGGCCGUGCCCUGCAGGCCUCUGCCCUCAAAGCCUGGGGUGGCAAGAAGGAGAAUGGCAAGGCAUGCCAGGAUGAGUUCAUCAAGAGAGCUCUGGCUAACAGCCAGGCCUGCCAGGGCAAAUACAUUACCUCCGGAACCAGCGCUGCUGGUGGAGAGUCUCUGUUUGUGGCUAAUCAUGCUUAUUAAGCAUGGACACCUUAUCCACCUUCUUCCCUGCAUCAUUACAUCACCGUGGAAAAGGGCACGUCCUCAGUUGCACUGCUCAUGAAAUUCUCUCGUACCCACAGCAAGAGUAACAACAGCACUGUCACGACAUCUUGGUUGAAAGCAAAAGAGAAAGAAGAAUAAAACUGUCCCUUGGGUUGCUGCUGCAGCUAGGAGAUUCUGGAAGUUUUCUGCCUCCAUUCCCUUACCUUUUGUUUUUAAACACCCUUUUUUUAGGUGAAAAUUCCCUCACUGUUUUUACACAACUUGUACUGUUUUCCUUGGUCUGAUCCCAUCAAGUCCAGUAUUGGAUUUAUACUGGUGCCACGGAAUAAAGUAUUCACCCUA